This is a messenger RNA of Auanema sp. JU1783, 1416 nucleotides long. The record is from the annotation of a GenBank genome assembly. Lineage: Eukaryota; Metazoa; Nematoda; Chromadorea; Rhabditida; Rhabditidae.
AUGUCGGAAGCAACCACCUCUUCGACAGCUUCUCCAUCGACAAAAAUUUCUUUCCGAUAUGUUUGGAUUACGAAGAUAGCCAAACGACCUCUCUCUCCAGAUGAAUCUGUCAUUCUUGUAGUAUCCCCUAAGUUUGCUACCGUUUAUGAUCAUAUUUCUUUUCAAUGGAGUAUGAAGAUUCAUGGAACAACGGGGAAGUUAACUACAUCUGAUGAUGAGCAAGAUGAAGAAGAUUUCUCUCCCAUCAAUUAUGCAGCUGUCGAUCUUUACUUUGCCGAAGGGCCUGUUAGUCAAAUUGAUAUUCGAGCUGUUGUGGGUAUAAAUAGACCAGAUUCUGAAAAUGAUGAAACAGAGCACGUAGUGGAAGAGAAAAAAUCCAUUACUAUGUACCGUGGAAAGGGAGCUGAGAUUACCGACAAAAACAGGGCAGCUGUAUCUCAUUUCAUUAUGGAAAAUGUGGAGAGACCAGUGAAAAUAUCUGUGCUGUUAAAGAUGGAUGCUAAACUGUUCGAGCCCUUUACUUAUUUAGAUAGCGUUAAUCCAACACCUCAGAAAUCCUUCCUCACGACAAAUUAUAAUGCUCGUGUGAAUAGCAAAAUUUGGAGAAGGAAAUCAAAAAGGAGAUCGAAAGAUGAAGAUAAGCUGAGUAAGAAAGAAAAAAUAGAUUAUGAAAAAAAAUUUGAAGAAAUUAUGCAAAAAGAGACAUUGAGUUGCAAUAGUCUUCGCGUUGUUAGCACAAGUCCCGGUUCUCGGAGAAGCUCAUGUACAGCUGAGAAAGACCAUGAUCAUGUUUUCAAGAAGAUUCUGAUAGCUUGUUGUGAUUCAUGUGACCGAAGGAGAAGCUCUUUCCUUUAUGAAAGUAAGACAGAGGAUGAGGCUGAAGACGUAAGAUAUUCAAAUUUUCAUUUCCAUGCAAUAGUUCAGGACGGAGAAACCAGUGAUGAAGACCAACGAUGUUUCGAAUGUACAGAAACAAGCAAAGAGCACAUCCAUGACCUAUUGGCGAAUAUUUAUUUCACAAAAGUUGUACUACCCGAAAUGGAGUAUGUGGAAGACUUCGUAGACUUCCUUAUUGACGCCGAGCUCAAUGAUCUCCCAGUUUUGAAGAGAGCAUGUGAAAGAUAUUUGUGUGGGGAACUGAACACCAAAAAAGAUUUGGUGACUUCUUUAGUAUUGGAUUUAUUGUUCCUGUCGAUAGUAUUCAACUUGCCAGUCAUGAAGUCAAUGACUUUGUCCGAGUUAUCAAGACGAACAGAUGAGCUCAAAAGCAUUGAUCGUUUGAUGGAACAAGAAGAAUAUAAAAAUUUGGACAAGAGAAUCAAAUCGUUGUCAGAUCGAAACUUGAUGGAGCUGGUUGAGCAGUGCAUGACGUUCAAAGAGCAAAGAAACAGAGUGAAGACAAUUAUACUUUCCUAA